Messenger RNA from Erinaceus europaeus (western European hedgehog), 1021 nucleotides. RefSeq names its product ADP ribosylation factor like GTPase 6 interacting protein 4 (gene ARL6IP4). The transcript has 5 exons. The coding region runs from base 148 to 813 and encodes 221 amino acids. The record is from RefSeq and is a predicted model, not a curated record. Lineage: Eukaryota; Metazoa; Chordata; Mammalia; Eulipotyphla; Erinaceidae.
GGGGCGGGACUUAAAGGGGCCGCCGCCGAGGUCGGGAGUCGCGCGGAGCCCGGGUCCCAGAGAGUGGGGGCGGGUGGGGGUCGCGCGGGGCAGGGGGGGCGGGGAGCCCGCGUCCGACAGUCUGUCCGGCCCCCAGCCCGAGGCGCCAUGGCCCACGGCGGCUCCCACCGGCGCUCCCGCAGCCACUCCCGGGGCCGAGGGUCCGAGAAGAAGCGGAGGAGGAGCAGUGAGGACCGCGCGGGCGGCUCGGCUUCCAGCUCCCACGCGUCCAGGGCGGAGGAGAGAAGCAAACGCAAGGCCCGGAGGAGACCGCGCUCCAGCUCCUCCUCCUCCUCCUCUUCCAGCUCCUCGUCCUCCUCGUCGUCCUCGUCGUCCUCCUCGUCCUCCAGUCGUGGCCGCAAGAAGCGAGGGAAGCACAAGGACAAGAAGAGGAAGAAGAAGCGAAGGAAGAAGAAGCUGAAGAAGAAAGGCAAGGAGAAGGCCAGGGCGCCGGCCGAGGCCCUGCCGGGACCGUCGCUGGACCAGUGGCACCGAGCCGCCGGGGGCGAGGAGGAGGAGGGGGGCCCAGUCCUGACCGACGAGCAGAAGUCCCGCAUCCAGGCCAUGAAGCCCAUGACCAAGGAGGAGUGGGACGCCCGGCAGAGCGUCAUCCGCAAGGUGGUGGACCCUGAGACUGGGCGCACCAGGCUCAUUAAGGGUGACGGUGAGGUUCUUGAGGAAAUCGUGACCAAAGAACGACACCGAGAGAUCAACAAGCAAGCCACCCGAGGAGAUGGUCUGGCCUUCCAGAUGCGAGCAGGGCUGCUGCCCUAAGGGCCCAGCCCACAGGGCCUGUGAACAGUAGGGGUGGCACAGCCUGCAGAUGGCUGGCAGGAAGCCUUGUGGGUACUGCCUGCCUUUCUUCCGGUGGACUGGUCCCCCUCAGAUGCUGGAGGGUGGAGGGUGGGGUCACUGACCUAACCUGUGCUCCCACCUCUUGAGAGAACACAGCAUCCCAGAUAUUAAAACGUUCUCUGAGAUA